GUGUUCUAUUUUGAACAAUCUAUGUCAUUUGUAUUUUGAGCAUCUUAAGUAUCUUGCCUUGAAACGAUGACUUUAUUUAUUUAUAACAAGCUAACAUAAAUUGUAGCAAAGGUCACAAACUAGUUUUAAUUCACUCCUUGUGCACAGCGCACGUGAUCAAAAAUAUUAGGCAACAAUAAAAUUAAAUAAAUAAAUAUAUUACCUAUAAAAAAAACUAUUAAUAUAAAAAUGUUAAUAUAAUAAAAGUUGUAUUUUAUAUUUAUUUUCGCUGUUUUUAAAGCAUGAAUAACGUUUUUAAUAAAAGAAAAAUGUUAAAAAUAAUAUAUUUGUCCGUACUUUUUACGUCUGUAUUGGCAAUACAAUAUUCCAAAUUCGACCAAGGCAUUUCUAAUGGAUUUCUUUCAGACUGUCCUGGAUCGACAAAGCCUGCCACCAUCAAGCCAAAAUCCUUGGAACAACUAAAACUAGCCGUCUUAGGACCAGGCAAUGUACUACUGGCACAAUGGACUGAAUACAAUUACUACCAAAUGAAGAAACUUGCCAAAAAUCCUGAAAUAGACUUCACGAAGAAGACGGUUAUGUACAUACCUGGAUAUUUUGAAACGAAUGUACUUCCUGGUCCAAGAACAAUUGGAAGUUUAUACAAGGAAUUGGGAUACAACGUGCUUAUUCUGGACUACUUUUAUUUCACCAUCAACCAUUUCCCAUUGGCAGCACGUAUGGUUCGGCCAGUAGGCAAACAUGUAGCCGAAAUGCUAGCUAAUCUAACAACGCACGGGUUAGAUCCAAAAAAACUAGAGCUAGUUACCUUCAGUCUCGGCGGCCAUACCGCAGGCUUCGCAGCCAAAAAUUACCGUCAACUGACCGGCAAAAACAUUUCGGCUAUCACCGCUUUAGAACCAUCCGGACCAUGUUUCAGACACCUCGGGCCAGACCAGAGACUAGACCCAUCUGAUGCCGAUUUCGUCUUUACUGUACAUUCAAAUAUAGAUGCUUAUGGCAUUGCGACUCCUCUUGGACAUGUGUCAAUCUUUAUCAACGGGGGCGAAUACCAACCUAAUGAUGUUUGGAGUGUACCUUGCCUUAUAUUUUGUAGCCAUUCGAAAACUUACUUCUUGUGGAUAUCAGCACUUAUGAAUCCUGGUAUUUUUGUGGCGAUGCAAUGUGAUUCUGUCCAGCAGGCGAGAGACGGAGAUUGCUAUGAGAGGGAGCCUAAAAUAUCGAAUACAAUGGAUAUAUUUGUUGAUAAAAGUAAACCAGGUAUAUAUUAUCUUCCUACAUUUAACCGAUAUCCGUACGGGCUGGGAACCAAAGGUUUAAAGAGGGAAGAAAACCAGUACGUGAGGCAUUUGAAUUGGCUCAAUGCUAAGGAAGUCCUAACGAUGUAGGGGAGAUAAGGACAAUCGCGGGCGGCGUGCAAUGGCAAAAUUGCCAGAUUAAGUUUAAUUAGGAAAAUAUGAGAAGCAUUUCUAAUGAGGAAGUUACGAGAUACUCGAAUUGUGAGGGCUUUAAGUACCAUACUCACCCAUAGCCCUCAUAUAUACAUAUCGCUGGAGUAAUUUAUUACAAAAAUAUUUUCUUAUAACAGUCGUAGGUAUUCUUGUGUCAAAACAAAACCAAAUGUAAUGUGUUACUGAGUGGUAAGCUUGUAUUAUUUGUAACUUAUCUGUAACCAAUUUCAAUGUGAUUAUGCAAUAAUUAUCUUUUAGCAAAUUGAAUAUUAAUUUAUUUUA
Molecule: messenger RNA, 1733 nt
Organism: Cydia pomonella (codling moth)
Lineage: Eukaryota; Metazoa; Arthropoda; Insecta; Lepidoptera; Tortricidae
Product: lipoprotein lipase-like
Exons: 3
Coding region: 282-1388 (368 amino acids)
Molecular function (GO): lipase activity
Source: RefSeq, a predicted model, not a curated record